Cherax quadricarinatus is the source of this 5290-nucleotide messenger RNA. RefSeq lists its product as uncharacterized. The record is from RefSeq and is a predicted model, not a curated record. NCBI's taxonomy places the organism in Eukaryota, Metazoa, Arthropoda, Malacostraca, Decapoda, Parastacidae.
CGACCCUUAACAGCACGUUGGUUGUGUUGCUGCUGCUGCUGCUGCACACUCUGCCACACUCUCUAUUUCACUCUUUAUGGUGUACCCGAGGCUCUCACUCUACAACACCAGCACACCAGAUGAUAUUGCAUUACUGGAUCAAACUUUCCUAGCAACUUAACAACACCAAGGAAAUUUCCAUUAUGUGAUGUUCCUAUGUGCUCUUCAGAUCCCCAGAAUGGCAAGUUUCUUUCUGCCAGGAACUGUACAGUGGCUACCUGUCGCUCAAAUGUUUGAUGCCAGCAUUUUGCUUCUCGUCUGGAAACACAAUGACAAGCAUGACUAAAGUGGCUGAGGAGGUACGGGAACUGUACCUAAGCAAGUUUGAACAGGUGACUCCAUACAUCUGCAACGCCAUGUCUCCUCGAGUUCUCCUACUCCGCCUCAACUCACACAUGAUAGAGCAGUACACCAAGGAAAUUGGAGGGAAAACCGAGCCAUUCAUGAGUGAAGAGGAAGAUGAUUGGUUCUCUGCCGUUCCUGACGACUGGGAAAACGACAACAAAGAUUGGAACAUGAGCUUGUUGGAGCCAAUCGUUCAAAUAUCAGAUGAGAGUAACUCUAGGCAAGUAAGCAAGAGAAAACGAGGAAGUAGAGGAUUUGGUAAAAAGAGGGGAGAUCAUUUAUCAGGAAGUGAGGAUCUUGACAGACAAAGUCCAGUUGAUGAAGUACCAGUGAAGCAAGAAAAACCAGACAGUCCUGAGCACAUGGUAGAAAUUCCUCCAGACAUGACAAUGAACAUGUUACCCAAUGUGCCUGCAUACCCCCCUUCCCUCCCCGUGUUUCCAUUGGUGCCAUCUAUGCUGCCAUUAUACAUGGCACAGCAACACACUGCAUCAGGGCUCCAAGAUGCAAAUGGUCACAAUGUUACCACAAUCCAUGACAAUCCAAUGCAGCCAGGUGAGGAAACUAGAUAUGCACAUGAUAAUGUUGAGGCAAAUAUUAAACAAGAAAUACCAGAUUCAGAGAAUCCAGAUCAAGUAAUAGCAAUGCCAUUUCAAAGUGAGCUUCGUAAUGAUGAUUCCUGUUUAAUGUCAAGAGAUAUGGUUCCUUCUCCUUUGUCAACAAUGGAAGAUUUCUCGGAUCAAAGAGAAAGGAAAAAAAAGGAGCUGACUGCAAACAUGGGUCAUAAAAGUCUUAGAGAAUUAACAAAUUUGUUGGUUAAAUUAAAUAACAAGAAUCUUCAGUGCGAUGAAAGGAUACAGAUGCUAAAAGAAGAAUAUGACAGAAAGGUAGCAGUAAUUGAAGCUGAGAAGAAAGCCAACGAAAAAGAGCUUGACAGUGUCUUGUCUCUCAUUCAGAACUGGAAAGAGGGUUCCAAAGGUGAAUCAUCAGCAGGUAGUAAAAAGUCUCGUAAGAACACUGAGAAAUAAUUUAUGAUCAUUGAUAUUUAAAUUGUUUUUACUGACCUCAUUAUUAACCACACACUGUAAGGGUCCUAAUUAAAAACUGCCAUUUUAUUUUGCACAUUUUACAUUCUUGGAAAUUAACUUUUGUAAUAAGUUUGGUUUUUAUUUUCUAACCAUUUACUUUAAAUUGAAGUGGGCUGAGAGAACAAUGUGUCAAGGAUUGUUAAAAUUGGUAAAGCUGUCAGAAAGUAAUUAUUUGUCUUUUUAAUUACAGUAUAUUUUAUUUUUCUAAGCUCUAAACAACUUCUUUCUAUUCUCUAGUAUGCAAGGGAGCUUCCCCUCGCUGUUCAUUGAAUACAGUCAUAGCUCUUUGACUUGUAUUUUUGUCUGUCUCCUGUUCUAAUGCACUUAAGAAAUGGUAUUUAGAACAUUAUCCUCCUUGUUUAUGCAUCAUUCCGUUAUGCUUAUUGCAUACUUAUGUAAUUUAGUGAUUUACUAGUAAAGAGCACACAUUGAAACAUGUUGGAAGAUUUUUACCUGACUUUACAUCCAUGAACAGCUGUGAAAUAUUCAUUCAUUUAUAUUUUUUCUUCUAUGUUGUAUAUUGUUUGGCACCAGACCAGCAGCUCAUAGUUACCUGUGAAACACUUGUGGAGCAAAUGUGAAGCAUUCCCUUUCUUUCUAAAUACAUAAUGCAUCUAGUUUGAGAAAAUUCCACUGCCUAAAUAGAAGCUUGAGUAAGGAGUACAUGCAUAAAUAAUAAUAAAUUAUUGAUCUCUUACAGUCAAUGGAUAAACUGGGAAAGCUUUGUCUUUGGCUGUCUCUAAAGGGAAGAUGUGUGGAUUGUGGCAUCAGAUUAGAGCAGGCUUCUCACACCAGUGUUUUAAGUCUGUUAAUUCUGUAUCAUCUGUCUCUUGCUCUUUUCAUUACUUUUACUUAUUGAUAGUUCUUUGCUCCUGCUCUAGGUGCAGCAUCAUUACUUCUGGAUUUACAUUUCCUCAAACUGUAUUGUCUUGUAACAUAUUUUCAUUCUUUGAAUUACCACUUUAUUUUUCUAAUUUGUCUGUGCUUUUAAUAGUAUUUCAAUUCUGUAUUGAUUAGAGAAUUUAACUUGUACAGUAUCUAUAUGUAUUACUAUGCAAGUUCUUUCAAGUUUACAAAAACGCUCAAGCAUAUUUAUCCCCUACCAUUGUGAAACAAAGAAUUAAUUAUUUUUUGAGUCAUCAGGUGGGGUUCAUUAUCAAGUACAGGUAUUUAUAUUCUCUCCCAUCAUAUGUGAGGUCAGAGUUGGUGCAGUCUGGAAAAAUCUUUUGUGCUCUUACAUGUUUAGUUCUUUUUUUACUGUAAUGUUAUGAUAAUAAUACUUUGUUCUGCACUGGGACCUCCGAAAGACUGCUGCUUUUAGAUCUGACUCUUUAUGUAGAACAUCUUUCUUCGUUCCCAUGCAUGGUGUGGUAAUGUAAGUUGUGAUGUGUUAAGCAAACAUUCUUAGAGUUGUUGGUUCUCCAAGUAUACCUGUUUUCCAUAACUCUCAUGUCUAGGUCUUUGGAAAUGUCACCAGUGUAAACUGCAUUGUAAAUUUCACAGUGAACUGUAUAAAGAUUCUCUAUAUGGUGUUUUAUUUACAUAUUUGUAGUUGAUACUGUUGAAUAGUUUUUCCUGAUUAUACUGUUCUAACCUGCAGCAUGAAUGACUUCCACAGAAUUAGUGACUUGUUUAUUAUUGGCCUUAUGUUUGUAGUUUUUUGUUCAAACUAUAGGUAACUACUUCAUGUUUAUGACUGCCAGCCCAAUUUAUAGAAUGAUUUACAAAUGUUUAAGGUACUGUUUUGUCUACUAAAAUUUGAAUAUAUUUGAAAUGUCUAGAAAUUAUUGUUCUUGCUGACAUCUCACCAAGAAGGCAGAGUUCUCAUAUGGAGCUGUAAGUACAUUUUUCAUGCAUAUUCACAGUUUCUUCACCUGCUUACAAAAAUCUAAUAGUAAUUGCAGUGACUUAGUCAAAACUUCAAGAUGAAAGGAUUGUCAUAAUGUAGGAAAAAAUCUAAAGUUUUGUUUUCACAUGGCUCGACAUGUAGAAUAAUUUUUUUUUUAAAUGACAAAGGAUUAAGAACUCAGUUUAUUUAAAAAAAAAAAUUUGCAUUCUGAAUAUAUUUUAUGGACAACAAUAUUGUAAUUGAUGGUCAUAUUUGGAACUAUGGAUUGAUUUGUAUUAGAAUUAUUUUUUAAAUAUUUUUCUCAGACAUUGGUAAUAGCCACUAAUUGCAUUGAUGGUCUUUAUUGGUGUGCCACUCUCUCAGUUAGGCAUUUUCACAUACUUCACUGCAGUUAGUAUCUAUCACCCACAUGUCAGCAGUGCAUUACCAGUUUGCAGUGUCUCAUACCUACAGGAUGUUUCAGAGGUACAUAUGAACUAGAAGGAAAUAUUUUUACACUUUAAUCAUUCAUUAUUCCAACUGAAUACCAUUAACAGUAAUACAUUAAUUCUUAAGAGUACAAGUGGUUAUUUUUUAUUGAGAUGAAAGCUAAUCUGAGAUAAUGUAUUGUGAGGGUUUUUUUCUAUGCUGGGUCCUGAUUUUGGGACACCCAGUGCAAUACUGUCCACUGUCUUCUUAAUAUUUGUGUAUAUACAAUACUUACAGUGAUCAUUAUCACUGUAGGUAUUGACUUGAAAUUUACAUAUGAUACUUCAGUUUUAGUUUUCUGUGGCCUUACCUUUUUUUCUGUCUCUCUUCUCUAUCCCUCCUUCCCCACAUUCCCUCACUGUCCUAAUGAAACAUAUAUUUGAGUUCAAAGCCCUGGUCACAGCUGUGAAUGAACAGUUCUUGUUGCUCUUCCUGCAAGCGUGUAUGUGACACGUGCAGCUUGUGGAAUAGUAUUUUUGUAUGCUUUGUGGAACUGAGCUGUAAAAGCCGGCAUUAUGCAAUAGAAAGUUAGUCAUAGAUGCUUAUGACAGCGUUGAUUAUGUGAAAUGAUUGUAACAGCCAAUUACUCCCAUGCUGAAUCAUUGUGUUGUUAAAUUUAUUCUUCAAUACACAUUUUUAAUUUACCUAUUAAUCUCUCUUAUAGGAGAUGGUAUUAGGCAGAAGUUAGUUACUAUUUUUUUUUUUUCAGUGUGAAGUAUUUUAAACAUUAAUGUAGCCUACUGUAUAAGUAUUGCCAAAAAUAUUUUUAAAAUGGAAGAGUACUGGCUUUCAAUGUAGCCUACUGUAUAAGUAUUGCCAAAAAUAUUUUUAAAAUGGAAGAGUACUGGCCUUUCUAUUUUUCAUUCAUUUGAUGAUUGCUGUUUGCAACAGGCUGUCAUAUUUGUCCACCUUUGAUUUAGAAAGACAUCGUGAAUUUUUAUAUAGCAGAUCAGUACUGUAAGGUUAGGGGAUUACAUCAGUCUUUCUAUUUAUAAUGAGCUAUAGUGAAACUCAUCUUAUAAUUAAUGUUAUUCAAGUGUCAUUUUACUUUGUGACUGAAUCUUCAAAUAUAGAGUAAUAUUCCUUAAAUUGUUCUUGAGUUAGAAUUUAAAAACUUUGGCAUGCAAAACUUGGCAACUUUUGGGGGUUGUAUCAUUACACUUGACUGAGGAUCUGAGGUUACCCAUCCUCAGCACUUGCCAAACCCAUUCCCUAAAUCUUUUAACAAAAUUUAUUAGCUAAUAUGCAGCUGAAAGGAUUGAACUGUCAGUAUUAUGUAAUGUAAAUGUAUUGUAUUUUGUAAUGAAGACAGAUUUAUUUGGAAAUAUUACCCUUUAAAUACCAGAAAUUAAAGAAAUCUCUACUUUUUAGAAUAUUUGAUGAUGGGUUUGCAUAUAUUCAUUGCUGCCUCCUGUUCAUGUGAUCAUUUCUUAAAGUACUAAAAUUUUUCAUUUUUUAUGUGGAUGCAUGAAUAGUACCAAUAAAAACAUAAGCAAAUGGC